GUAAAUGAGUAUGAAACAAGAUGAAGCUGCCUAAGGUAACACGCUCUGUGAUUCUUUAGUUCGUAAAUCGUCCAGAUAAAAGAAAAUGACAGAGAACUUUAAAGAAAUGCUUUAAGAGAUCAAGGAAUAAAAACCAUCUGCAAAGAAAUCAGAUUAAAAAUAGGACAAGUACUAACAAAAAAAAGUAUAAGAAUAAAAGAAAGGUAGCCUAGUUAAUCAGUAUCUAGUGUAUGAAUAUGGAUUUAUGACUGAUUGGCUUGAUUGCAUCUAUCCACAUGAUAAUGGAUAAACAUUCGACUUGGAAAUUUAAUUCUGUGUGUUAAAGCCAAAAAAACCAACCAUUAAAAAGCCUAAAAAGGAAUAAACUGAAGAAGGAGUAACCAGUUUCUAUAAUAUUAGAUAAUGUCUUUAAUUCAAAACUUAUUAACCAAUCUCAAUCAAAAUCCAGAACAAAUGAGAAGAUAGAGUGAAUAGUAAAUUUAGAAAGUCCAAACAACCGAUGAUGGUAUUGUAGUCUAUCAUCCAUACUUUAAGAAAAGUAAAACAUAGUUUAAUCUAAAGUUGAAUACCAAAGCAAGAAACCCCAAUAGAUUGACUCUAUUGAACCAACUAUAGAGUUAGAAAAUCUUAAAUAAAAGUUUGAUACUAUCAAAAAGACCUUUAGACCCUUAAUACUCAUCUGAUUGGCAAUUAAAU
Messenger RNA from Paramecium octaurelia, 696 nucleotides. NCBI's taxonomy places the organism in Eukaryota, Ciliophora, Oligohymenophorea, Peniculida, Parameciidae. The record is from the annotation of a GenBank genome assembly.